This is a messenger RNA of Racocetra fulgida, 813 nucleotides long. Lineage: Eukaryota; Fungi; Glomeromycota; Glomeromycetes; Diversisporales; Gigasporaceae. The record is from the annotation of a GenBank genome assembly.
AUGAUUCAAAAUCAGGUGAUCGACAAUCCGCAACUUAUCAAACUUCCAUUUCCACCAAAAAUUAAUUCACGUGAUUUAGUUGUUUUCCAUCCCGAUGGUCGUGUUCCAAAAACUCCUAACGCCUUUAUGAUUUAUCGAAAAUUAUUUGUCGAAACUGCUCGUGCAAGUGGUUAUAACUUGCCAAUGAAUAUCAUCUCCCUAAUGGUAUCUCGUUCAUGGGAACAAGAACCUGAAGAAAUCAAAAAUGAAUAUAAAAGAAUCGCAAAAGAAGCUUUCAAUUAUCGUAAUGAAUUAUUUCCUAAGAUAAAACCUCAAAAGAAGAGGGAUCAAUGGAAAACUGUUUCAUUCGAUAAACCUUCAGUUCGUAAAACUAAAAUUCCUAAACCUAUGAAAUCUGUCAAUAAAUCCACAAAACACAAACAACUCCAAGUUACUCCUAAUAACGAUUUAUUAGCUUCCAAUUUUGAUCAUUUAAGUGAUUUAAGUGAUUUAAGUGAUAUUGAUAUGAAUUCACCAAUUUUUGACCUUGAUUUAUUUACUGGUUGGGCAGAUUUCUUUAGCAAUCAAAAUACUUAUUCGAGUCCCGACUUAUCAAUAACUUCUAGUAGCAAUAAUUCUCCUAGUUCAGAUAAUUUCGAUUUUUCAGUUCAACAAGUCAACGAUGAUAACAAUUGUAUUUUAGAUGAUUUAGUCACCAAUUUUGAUGACCAAUUAUCUUUCUUGCCUAAUUUAUCAAAUACAACAACAAUAUAUCAAGAUAAUUUAAACGAUGCAUUAAUUGCUUAUGAGAUGGGUUUUAAUUACCCUAUCUAA